Carassius carassius (crucian carp) is the source of this 4804-nucleotide messenger RNA. RefSeq names its product DENN domain-containing protein 5B-like. Lineage: Eukaryota; Metazoa; Chordata; Actinopteri; Cypriniformes; Cyprinidae. Gene Ontology annotation, molecular function: guanyl-nucleotide exchange factor activity; small GTPase binding. Bases 269 to 4387 code for a protein of 1372 amino acids. The transcript is spliced from 24 exons. The record is from RefSeq and is a predicted model, not a curated record.
AGGUCUCGAUUGGCUGAGUGUGAUCAGCUGAAGCGCUGCGUCAGUCAGCUCCUGAAAGCUGCUACAACUCACGACCACAGCAGCUAACGCUCUUCAAACCUAAUCAUUUCUACACAGACCGCUCUCAGAGGCUCACUGCACGAAAUCUUAGCAAUCAGCUUUUAUUAAAACGGCGCUUUGGUUUAUUUCAUUCGCGUGAGGCUGCUGGAUAUGGAGCUGGUCGGGUCUGUAUAGCAGACGCGGACAAAGCGGAUCAGCUCGAGCCGAGAUGAGCGCGAAUAUGAGUGGCUCUGGGUCAGCGCCCUGCCGCUUCGCACAUUACUUCGUUAUAUGCGGAAUAGACAACGAAACGGGUCUAGAGCCCGAUGCUUUGGCAGCUUUGUACCUAUGGCUAGAGGCCGAUCGUCAGGGCAGGGACCCAGAAGCCGUGGCAGCAGGAGAAAACUUUGAUCAGAGCCCUCUCAAAAGGACCUUCAAAUCCAAAGUGCUUGCCCACUACCCAAAGAACAUCGAGUGCAGCCCGUUUGACCAGGAUGCUGUUAACAUGCUCUGCAUGCCCAAAGGUCUGUCAUUCCGGACACAGCGUGACAAUCGCACCCCACAGUUCCACUCUUUCCUCAUCACAAGAGAAGAUGGAUCUCGCACUUAUGGUUUUGUUCACACCUACUACGAGGAGGUGACCAGCCCUCAGAUCUGCUCCGCCAUGCAGACGCUACACCAGAUGCACCAAGCGGAGCAUAAUGCAUCUGCCCACAACUGCCCUUCAUCGUCGUCCUCAUCCUCAUCCUCAUCCUCAUCCUCCUCCUCUAGUAUGGACUCUUUAGCCAGCAGCCUGGAUGAAGUUGAGUCUCCCUCCUCAACUUCCUCCUCACAAGGGGGCCGCAGGAGCAGUGGCUGCUCUGGCGAAGGCUACGACUCUGUUCGCGACACUCUGUAUGUGUCCAAAGCUAUGUGUCUAAUCACGCCCAUGCCCUUCAUGCACGCCUGUAAAAGAUUCCUGUCCCAAGUACACCGUGCUGUCAUCUCCCAUCAGCCGCCCCCACUACCUUUGGAAAGCUACAUCUACAACAUCCUCUAUGAAGUACCUUUGCCCCCGCCCGGACGCUCUUUAAAGUUCCACGGAGUGUAUGAACCUGUCCUGUGCCAGAGGCCUGGUGUCGGGGAGCUGCCGUUGGCUGAUUUCCCUCUGAGUGAAGCCUUCCAUUUGUUGGGAGUGGAAAAUCUGGUGCAGAUUUUUACUUGUGUCCUACUAGAGAUGCAGAUCCUCCUCUACUCACAGGAUUACCAGAGGCUCAUGGUGGUUGCGGAGGGAAUCACAACAUUGCUGUUCCCAUUCCAGUGGCAGCAUGUGUUCGUGCCCAUCCUUCCCGCUUCUCUUCUGCACUUCCUGGACGCCCCUGUGCCGUAUCUCAUGGGCCUGCAGUCCAAAGAGGGCACGGACCGCUCCAAGCUAGAGCUGCCUCAAGAGGCGAACCUGUGUUUUGUUGACAUUGACAACCACUGCAUCGAGCUGCCUGAAGAAUUCCCUCAGUUCCCCAACAAGACCGAAUUCAUCCAGGAACUCAGUGAGGUAUUGCUAAGUUUUGGUCUGUCUCCUGAGGGGGGCAGCACCUCCUCUGAACCAGCUGUGAGCUUGCAGACCUCCACGCUGGAGAAGGAGCUGAAGAGCACAUCACUGAGUGAGUUAGUGGAUGACAGGAGGAACGGCAACCUCGGUGGAGAGGCGCUGGACGUGCUGGAGCUUCUUCAGGGCAACCCGACUCUGGAGCGUCUGCAGGCUCUGGCCAAAAGGACUGGGGUGAAAGUGGCCCGUUUGGAGGCAUUGGCAGCAGGGCGGAAGGCUUUAGUGGAGGAGGGUGUGGGAGGAAGGUCUCCAGCUGAGGAAGAGGAGCUGAGGAACGCUAAACUGAAUGUGCAGCUGAGGGAGGUGUUUGCUGCGCGUUUCGCAACAAUGUUUGCAGACUACGAGUCGUUUGUGAUUCAGAACUCUCCAGAUUUGGAGUCCUGGCUGACCAAUAGAGAGCAAAUGCACAACUUUGACAAGGCCUCAUUCCUUUCUGAUCAGCCGGAACCGUACUUGCCCUUCUUGUCGCAUUUCAUCGAAACGCAAAUGUUUGCCACCUUCAUCGACAACAAGAUCAUGUCUCAGUGGGAGGAGAAAGAAACCCUCCUACGAGUGUUUGACGGACGCAUUGAGAAGGCCCGACUCUACAAUGUUCGCGCACCCAGCUUGCGCUCAUCUGUUUACCAGAAAUGCACUUUUCUCAAAGAAUCAGCACAGGCCAUAGAGCAGCGGCUGAGAAAGAUCGACCACACAGCCAUCCAUCCUCACCUGCUGGAUAUGAAGAUUGGCCAAGGAAAAUACCAGCAGGGAUUCUUCCCCAAACUGCAGGCUGAUGUGCUCGCCUCAGGGCCCACCAAUAACAAGUGGUCCAAUCGCACAUGCUCGACUCAGCGCAGAGUGGACCGUCACAGACCGCAGAAUGACCAUCUUGUGCUGGACAAUGAGCUCAAAGAGGUGGAGGGGUGUCUGCUCCUGCAGAACUCUAUGGCUUUCUGGGAGUGGGAUCAGGUGCCACCCCCACCUAUUAAACCACCUAAAAAGUCCUUCUCAGCCUGCUGUCUGAAGUACAUGCAGGAGGCCCGCAACCUGGGGAAGAACCUGAGACAACCCAAACUAUCAGACCUGUCCCCUGCGGUCAUCGCUCAGACCAACUGGAAGUUUGUGGAGGGUUUACUGAAAGAAUGCAAAAUGAAGACCAAGCGUAUGCUGGUGGAGAAAAUGGGCAGAGAGGCUGUUGAGCUGGGCCAUGGAGAGGCAAACAUCACUGGCCUGGAGGAGAACACACUCAUAGCCAGUCUGUGUGAUCUGCUGGAGAGAAUAUGGAGCCACGGUCUACAGGUCAAACAGGGAAAGUCUGCUCUGUGGUCUCAUUUAUUGCACUACCAGGCGAGAGAAGAGAAAAACGAACAGCUGUCAGAGUCUCCAGUGUCUAAUGGCCAGGAAAAACGCAAGAUAGAAUCAAGUGUUGGUCUUUCUGCAUUACCUGUAUCACUCAUACAGGAUAUGAGACACAUCCAGAACAUGGGAGAGAUUAAAACAGAUGUAGGUCGAGCACGUGCCUGGAUCCGUCUUUCCCUAGAGAAAAAACUACUUUCCCAGCAUCUCAAACAGCUGCUGUCUAACCAGGCUUUAACCAAGAAGCUGUACAAGCGUUAUGCUUUCUUGCGCUGCGAAGAGGAAAAAGAGCAGUUUCUCUUUCAUCUCCUGAGCCUGAAUGCCGUGGACUACUUCUGCUUUACCAGCGUCUUCACCACCAUAAUGAUUCCAUACAGGGCCGUUAUCAUUCCCAUCAAGAAGCUUAGUAACGCAAUGACGACGUCCAACCCUUGGCUGUGUGUGUCGGGUGAGCUGGGCGACUCUGGCAUCCUGCAGAUCACGAAGAACGUUCUGGAAAUGACGUUUGACUCUGCCUUUAGGCCUCACACGCACAUCUCCAUCACUUUCAAGCGCCAGAACCUCGGGAAGUUGACCACAGUGCAGCUGGGUCAUGAUAAUUCUGGCUUGCUUGCCAAGUGGCUGGUGGAUUGUGUCAUGGUCCGCAAUGAGAUCACCGGCCACACAUACAAGUUCCCGUGCGGCAGAUGGUUGGGAAAGGGUGUGGAUGAUGGCAGUCUUGAGCGAGUCCUGAUUGGGGAGUUUGUAGUUCCGUCUAGUGAUGAUGACGGAGGCCGAGGGUCUAGGACUCCGCCCCUUCAGCGAUCACCUUCCCAGAUUCGACGAAUCAGCAUCACAUCGCUUACAGGACGUGGAAACAAACCAACAACCGUACAGAUACAGGAAUCCAUCGGUGAAGCAGUCAACAAUAUUAUAAAGCAUUUCCACAAACCAGAAAAAGAGAGGGGCAGUCUUACGGUCCUGCUGUGUGGAGAAGGUGGUCUUGUUUGGGCUCUGGAGCAGUUCUUUCAUCAUGGAUUCCGCUCAGCUCGAAUCUUCCAGAAAAAUGUCUUUGUAUGGGAUUUCUAUGAGAGGGCAGUAGCAUUUGUGGAGAAUGCAGAUCAGUUUGGAGACCUGCAAGAAACACCAGAGCCUCUAGGCCUGAAUAGUGAAUCUUUCUUUCGAUACGUCAACGCCAUUAACAGUAUGCCACGCAACAUUGGCAAGGAUGGCAAGUUCCAGCUGCUAGUUUGCCUCGGGGCGAGAGACCGGUUGUUGCCGCAGUGGCUCCCUCUAUUGGCCGAAUGCUCCAUCAUCACACGCAUGUAUGAGGAGAACGCGUUACUGCGAGACAAACUCACCGUCAGCUCUCUCAUCGCAGUUCUGGAAACGCUGCAUGACUUCCCCAUCACACUGGAGAGCUCUCUAACUAAAAGUGUUGAGCUGUAACUCCUCAUCCUGAGGUCAAAUUGAGACUGUUCCCCAUGCUGCCACCCUCCGGGCCGAAGCUGGCCAGGGAAUGACUGAGGACUUAUCAAAGCACCUCUCAACAUGACUGACUCCUGCACCUCCACACAAAUUAACUCAGAAGUCUGUUUUGUAGCAGUAUUUGGAGUUGUGCUCUUUCUAACGAAGGCGUUGAUGGCUUCAUUGAGAAGAUUUCAACUUUUUUUCCUGUGGAUUUUGCUUCCAAACCUGUGGUCAUUUCCAUAGACAUCCGUCUGGGCGUCUAAUCUGCUAACAUUUCUGCUUUAGAUCAUGUGUUGUCUUUAGAAAGCACUGUUUUUUGCAAAGUGUGUCGAGAUACAGAGGAGCUUUAGUACUGACAGAUUAAAUGUCCAACAGAUGCAACAACCAUCAUUUGAC